UUGUGUUUAAUUAUCUGUUUCAUUAGCAAGCGUUAAUUAAUAAUUAGCCUCGUAAAUCUCAUAUUUAAACCACAACUCUCGAGGUUUUUUUCUUCGAACUUUUUUUUUUUUAUUUUUUUAAAUAAACCUUUCUCUGCAAGAAGCUCCACCGUCGCGAACGAGCUCCGAGUUUGCUUCCGCUUUCAAUUUUGCUUCUGCUUUUUUUUUUUCCCGGGAUUUUGCUCUGUUUUCUUUUGUCAUUUGCAAAGAUUUGAGCUUUUCCAUUUUCCUGCAAUUUUCACCUGAGAAUUGCGUUCGCCGAACGGUAAUUCGGCAUCUGGGGAAACCGUGGCAUCGAAGUUUUUUUUUAGGAAUUUGUUUUAGGUUAGGGUUUUAGCCUCAAUGUUUUUGAACAAUGUCGACUUAGACAUUGUUCGAAAUCUGAAUUGCGAAGCCUCCGUUUGGGCGGUUCUGAUCUAAAUUGGAGGGUUUUGCGGUGGAUUCCACCUCCAAGGAGAGGAGAACAAAAUGUUGUCUAUAUCGCCAAAUUCAAUGGCUCGGAGCUCAUUGGAGGAAAUGCUGGAUUCUCUCCGGCAAAGGGACGAUAAUGAGAAGCCGAAGGACAUGCCUCCAGCUCUGCCAGCACGUCCCAGGUCAACCUCUCGUGCUCGCCUUCCGUCCACCAAGCGGCCGCUGCCUACGAGCUCUGGAAUUGGGGAACCCGACACAGCCGAGAGCUCAUCCAAUUCUAAUGUGGACAAGGAAGAAAGAAAAGGAUUGAGGCGGAAUAGUUUUGGGUCUAAAAAUGUUAGAGAAAUGAAACCAGGGGAAUCACCUUACCAAAUGGCAGCAUCAGAUGAGAAAGGACAUGAUCUGAAAGCAGAUGAAGAAACCAAGGCCAACCUUGCAAACUCCAAAUCGGGGUUGCUCCAAGGGUUUAGGGAGCCCGAAUUGGAUGACAACUUGGGAUAUUUCAUUAAAAAGAAACUUCGUGUUUGGUGUCGGCUACACAAUGUUCCAUGGCAAUCAGGGCAAAUACAAUCAACUUCAGGGGAAAAAGCUUCUGUUCGGCUUUUGGAUGAAAGUGUUGUGACAGUUCCCACACAAGACCUCUUACCUGCCAAUCCGGACAUCCUUGAGGGGGUGGAUGAUCUUAUACAACUUAGUUAUUUGAACGAGCCUUCAGUUCUUCACAAUCUUCAGUAUAGAUAUUCUCGUGACAUAGUAUAUAGUAAAGCAGGCCCUGUUUUAGUAGCAGUCAAUCCUUUCAAAGAUGUCCAGCUAUACGGGAAUGACUUUGUUACAGCUUAUAGACAAAACCUUCUGGACAGCCCUCAUGUUUAUGCUCUUGCUGACACAGCAUAUAAUGAAAUGAUGACAGAUGGGAUAAACCAGUCAAUUAUCAUAAGUGGGGAGAGUGGUGCCGGGAAGACUGAAACAGCGAAGAUUGCCAUGCAAUAUUUGGCUGCGCUUGGUGGGGGUAGUGGUGGAAUAGAGUCUGAGGUCCUGCUAACAAGCUGCUUAUUGGAGGCAUUUGGUAAUGCUAAAACAGCCAGGAAUAACAACUCUAGUCGAUUUGGAAAGUUGAUUGAGAUCCACUUUACUGCUGCUGGAAAGAUAUGUGGCGCUAAGAUACAAACUUUCCUACUUGAGAAGUCAAGAGUUGUUCAGUUGGCUCAAGGAGAAAGGUCAUACCACAUUUUCUACCAGUUAUGUGCUGGGGCUCCUGAUGGUCUCCGAGGUAGGUUGAGGUUAAAAAGGGCUUCUGAUUACAGCUAUCUCAAUCAGAGUGACUGCUUGACGAUCCAUGAUGUCGAUGAUGCUCAGAAGUUUCAUAUGCUUAUGGACGCCUUUAAUACUACCAGAAUUUGCAAAGAUGACCAGGAGCAUGCCUUUGAGAUGCUUGCUGCAGUAUUGUGGCUGGGAAACAUAUCGUUUCUUGUUAUUGACAAUGAAAACCACAUAGAGGUUGUUGCAGAUGAAGCUGUUACUAAUGCCGCUGGCUUGAUCGGAUGUGGUAUUCAGGACCUAAUGCUUGCUCUGUCAACCCAUAGUAUACAAGCUGGAAAGGAUAAGGUCGCCAAAAACCUGACGCUGCAACAGGCAAUUGACACGAGAGACUCAUUAGCCAAGUUCAUCUACGCGAGUUUGUUUGACUGGCUGGUAGAAAAGAUCAACUUAUCCCUUGCAAUGGGCAAACAACACACUGGGAGAUCAAUAAGCAUUCUAGAUAUCUAUGGGUUUGAAUCAUUCAAGAAAAAUAGUUUUGAACAGUUUUGCAUAAAUUAUGCUAAUGAGAGACUCCAACAACAUUUUAACCGACAUCUCUUCAAACUUGAGCAAGAGGGAUACGAGUUAGACGGAAUUGACUGGACAAAAAUAGAUUUUGAAGAUAACCAAGACUGUUUGGAUCUCUUCGAAAAGAGACCUCUUGGGCUAAUAUCUUUACUGGAUGAAGAAUCAAAUUUCCCCAAAGCUACAAAUUUAACUCUUACCACUAAGCUUAAGCAGCACUUGAAGGGUAAUCAUCGCUUUAAAGGAGAACGCGAUGGAGCAUUUACUGUCCGCCACUAUGCUGGAGAGGUUCUUUAUGACACAGGGGAAUUCUUGGAGAAAAACAGAGAUCUUUUGCAUUCUGAAAUCAUUCAAUUACUCUCAUCAUGCACUAGCCAAUUAUCGCAGUUGUUUGCCUCUAUGCUCAAACAACCCCAGAAGCCUGCAAGUUCGCCCAUCCAGGUGGGAAUGCCUGCUUGUCAGAAGCAAAGUGUGGCCACAAAAUUCAAGGACCAGCUUUUUAAAUUAAUGCAACAGCUUGAGAGCACAACACCACAUUUCAUUCGUUGUAUAAAGCCUAAUAACAAGCAUAUUCCUGGUAUGUUCGAUAAAAACCUUGUGUUAGAACAGCUUAGAUGCUGUGGGGUGCUAGAAGUUGUUAGGAUCGCAAGAUCUGGAUACCCCACCCGGAUGACGCAUCAAGAAUUCACAAGAAGAUAUGGAUUUCUACUUCCUGAAAAUCAUACUUGUCAAGAUCCUUUGAGUACAUCAGUUGCCAUUCUGCAGCAGUUCGAUAUCCUCCCUGAGAUGUACCAAGUUGGUUAUACAAAAUUAUACUUCCGAACGGGACAGAUUGGUUCCUUGGAAAAUGUUCGAAAACAAGUUCUGCAAGGUACUCUUGAGGUGCAGAAGUGCUUCCGUGGUCAUCGUGCUCGUCGGUAUUUUCACGAGCUUAAAGGAGGGGUAGUAACAUUACAAUCAUACGUUCGUGGUGAAAUCGCAAGAAAGGAGUACAGUAUUUUACUCAGUUUGAAGAAGCAGGCUGCUUGCAAGAAGCUUGAUGAGCAGCUUAUGGCAGUCGUGCAAAUACAAUCUGUCAUCCGUGGGUGGUUGGUACGGAGGUAUUUUAGUAGCCUUCAGGAUUCAAAAGAGUCGAAUGUUAGUAAAAGGAGACCAGGCAGGAGGAGUUCUGAAAUCAAGGACCUGCCUCUAGAAGUAUUGCCUUCAAUUGUUGAAGAACUUCAAAAGCGGAUUUUGAUGACAGAAGCGGCCCUUGGAAGGAAGGAAAAAGAAAACGCAGCCCUGAGAGAGCAAGUGCAACAAUUCGAGUCUCGCUGGUCGGAAUAUGAAACCAAGAUGAAAUCCAUGGAGGAAAUGUGGCAAAAGCAGAUGGCAUCUUUACAAAUGAGUUUAGCUGCGGCAAAAAAGAGCCUUGGUACCGACAACACAACAGGACAACCAGAAAAACAUCAUGGGGCCCAAUCACCUUCUUUUUACGAUUCCGAGGAGAUGUCUUUUGGACCACACACUCCUAGCGGUAGCACCCCUACCAGAAUUUUGAACAAUGGCACCAACACAAACGGUGGCUUAAAUUCAAUCAGCACACUUGCGAACGAGUUUGAACAGAGUAGGCGGAAUUUCGACCACGAAGCCCAAGCAAUUGUGGAGGUUAAGUCAGCAGAUACUGUAAAUUCAGUAGAGGAUAUACGGAGCCUGAAGUACAAAUUUGAGGCAUGGAAAAAGGAUUUCAAAGUUCGGUUAAGAGAAGCAAAGGCGAAAGCACACAGGCUCGGAUAUGGCGAUGCCGAGAAAUAUCGUCGGAAAUGGUGGGGAAAGAGAACUAAAAGAUUUUAAAAACAUCAAUAAAUUCGAUUCUUUUUAUUUGUUUUGUUUGUUCAAGUAAUCUGGUUAUAUAAGCAACUUUGCAAUGACUGUGAGAUGCUUCUUUUCAGGAACGCCCCACAAAAUCGAUUCGGUUUAUGCUAGUUAGGUGUGUGUGUGUGAUGUUGUCAUUGUGUUAAUGGCUUCUUUUCGUUUCUCGUGUAUAGCGUGUGUUUGUUAAUGUAGUAAGGUUUAGAAUGUAGUAGGAUAUAGGUAGUGUGUAAAAACCGGGGACUCGGAAGAAAAAUGGAAGGAGCACGAAUCAAACACCUUGUAAUUUGCUACAUCAUCCUUUCAGUCUUCUAAUUAAGAGCUGUUUAAAUUAGGCAUGCUAGAUUUAUUUCGUGCAAAUAUUAUAUGUUUAUAUGUUACAUUCAGUUUU
Molecule: messenger RNA, 4516 nt
Organism: Erythranthe guttata (spotted monkey flower)
Lineage: Eukaryota; Viridiplantae; Streptophyta; Magnoliopsida; Lamiales; Phrymaceae
Product: myosin-2
Biological process (GO): actin filament organization
Cellular component (GO): actin cytoskeleton; cytoplasm; myosin complex
Molecular function (GO): actin filament binding; microfilament motor activity; ATP binding
Source: RefSeq, a predicted model, not a curated record